UGGGUCAUUGAGUGUGGGAGAGAUAAUUGGGACAAUCAAUGGAGAAUCAGAAAUUUGGGACAAGGACUUCAACAGCGAUGGAAUAUGAGGACUUGUUGCCGGUGAUGGCAGAGAAGCUGGACGUUGACGCCUUUGUGUCGGAGCUAUGUGGGGGGUUCCGGCUUCUGGCUGAUCAGGGAAGAGGGUUGAUAACGCCGGAGAGUCUGAGGAAGAAUUCGGCACUGUUGGGCAUGGAAGGAAUGAGCAAGGACGAAGCAGAGGAGAUGGUAAGAGAGGGUGAUCUUGAUGGAGAUGGAGCACUGAACCAAACUGAAUUCUGCAUCCUCAUGGUAAGGCUGAGCCCAGGGAUGAUGCAGGAUGCAGAGGCAUGGCUCCAGAAGGCACUUGAUCAAGAGCCAAGGAAAUCAUCCUCAGGUUGAUGUUUUUAUUUUGUUCUUAUUAAGUGAAAGAUCCUCUUUGUCUUGUGCUAUCCCAUGGCAAGACUAUUUUGUUAAUUAAAAAACCAGGCCCUAUUUCAAUAUAUUGGAUUUACCUGUUCAUUCUCGCAAAUAUCAACUUUCUUUAUCUGAAGUCAUGUAACAUGAAAUUAGCAGUGUAUCUCCUUAAUAAUUCGAGAAUGGACUU
Messenger RNA from Rubroshorea leprosula, 624 nucleotides. NCBI's taxonomy places the organism in Eukaryota, Viridiplantae, Streptophyta, Magnoliopsida, Malvales, Dipterocarpaceae. The record is from the annotation of a GenBank genome assembly.